ACGAGAGCGCCACGCGAUAGAAAUCUCGAGCUCAUAAUCUUAUUGCUAAUACAUCAGUGCGUAGUUAGUAGUAUGAUCAGUGAAAUGUCCUGGCUAGCCAUGCUGUUUGUUCAGCGUUUUUAACGCUUCUUAUUUCGUGCAGGGAUAAUCAUUUCCGCAUCUUAGUGUUAGUUGAUAAAUUAAAAAAACUAAUUUCUAACCUUCUCUUAGUUGUUUUCUUAGUCUGCCGUGCAAUCCUUUCACGAUAUCUGAAAGUUUUUGUUGAUCGCCCAAACCAUCCGCCAUCUUGGAACAUGAGCUGCAAAACGACAGGAAAUGUACAGCAGUCACUGGUUACUAAAACGUGCGCAGUCAGAAGUGAUAUAAUUAAAAAUGGCGGACGCUCAACGUGUCAAAGCAAACGUCAAAAAUAGGAACCAUUUGAUUUGAAUAAGUGUGUUUCAGCUUUGACCACACCAGAUUUCAGGAAGGAACGGCGAGUUGCACGUAUAGAGCCUAAGGGGCAGGAUCAAACUCGAAGGCCCUACACAAUCUUAAAAGAGAAAGCAUCAUUUGCAACGGAUGUGAUUUUUCUUCAAAUUUUAAAUGUUUGCUACGUUCAACAUGCUGCCGACAGUCUCAAGCAAGCUUUCGCAGUAUUUGUCUGCCCUUUGUUUUCUCCUUUUCUUCGCCGGAGCUGCAAAUGGCAUCAGAGAGCGCUGGCUGCAUCAUACUACAGAUGGAAGCAUUCAUUUUCUCGCCAUUGCGGUAGCCUUUGCAGUAUUGAUUUCAAUCGUGAGCUAUUUGUACGGGUACAGAGAUUUUGGACGCGGAUUUAUUCAUCUUUGGAUGGGUGUUCUCUUCAGUGUGUUAUCCUUCACGGAGAUCGCAUUCGACCAUUUAAUCGAUUCUUUGCACGACUUAGAUGUCACUGACAUUCUUAUUAUGGCGAGCACUGGUGUACAUUGUCUCAAGGUUUUGGUUCAACGAACAUGUUCCUCGCCAGAAUACGAGUCGAUAUUCCUUACUCUUGAAGAGUGCUUGUUCCUACUAGGAUUUCUCUCAGGCGCAACGGGAACGCUGCAUUUUGGUAGCAUGGUAACAAUAAUCCUUGCAGUAACUAUGCACUUAAUGGCUUUUCAUAUGAAGUCUAGCAUUUCUCUCCUGGGUGCCAUUUGUUUGUGUUUGUUUGGAAGUGUCUACUUCUUUCCUGCCAGUGAUGUCAACUACAACCCGUACAUUUUAUCAGCCUUCAUUGUCCACCUUUCCUUUGAAUCACUGGUUGAUAUUUAUUUCUCCAGGUUGUCUCUUUUGGAAACCUGGAAAAAGUUUAUCUUCCAAGGACGGUGCAUUCACAGAUUGCAAAUUCUUGCGGUAUUAGUUCUGGAAGCAAUGUUUUAUGCAUUCAGUACUCAGCUUAUCAAAGAACCUGACUUGCCAGUCUACAGAUUACCCAUAUUUGUGUUUUUGUCCAUACCAUGGGUGUGGUUUCAUUUUAUGUUUAUUGUAACUUGCUGGGGAUUUGUUGGAAAACUCGAGGAAUGUUCCAAUGUCUUGAAAGCAAGGGGAGAAUUUAGUGACAACAGCAUGUCAGAGGUAAUGGCAUCCAAAGGGCUCCGUCACUUCUGCCUGGUGUCGCAGAUUGUCACGCUAUAUACGCUGCUGUCGACAUUUCUUGUCAUAGCUUCAGGAUGGCAAGAAACCAACCCUGUAUUCAUUGGAAUGCUCUUGGCCAUUCUUCCAGUUGAACUUCUCAUGUACGACAUCCUGGCCAAGCUUGGUAAAUCUGUUGGGGGAACAGCCAUUGGUUAUGCCGUGGUCGCACCUGCCCACAAGUACAGUCCAACUGGCGAUGUUGUGAUUCUUGCCGAGAAUGCAUUCCAAGCUGUCAACACUAAAGCAAUGGAACUAAUAACUAUUGUGUCAAGAUUUUUUUCCAGUCACAUGAUUCACAACUUUGGCACAGACUUCUCAACAAGUGGCAUUUCGGCUGACUACAUUGAAAAGAAAAUCACGUCAUUUUUUGAGCAGCGUGUUCUUCCAGGCUUACAUUAUGACACUUACAUUCUGUACUACAGUGGCCAUGUGAUAAGCAAUGGAGACUGGGCCCUUACAGAAGACAAAACCCUCUCAUUUGAUAGCAUCUUGAAGUGGUGGAGGAACACAAAUGCGACAACAGGGGCCAGACUUUUGUUGUUUCUAGAUACUGCUCAUUCAGAUAAAUGGGUGGACAAUAUUUGGAAAGUUGAAAAAGACUUUAUAGCAAUCCAAACUGGAAAGCUGACAGCCACAUUUGACGCUGAGCUAGGGAAUUCAUUUCCUUUGGGUGAACUUACCAAAAUGUGGGAUGAUUUCAACACUACUGCUGUCAGCGGCAAGCCUGGAGACUUCUGGGACAAGAACAGCAUGAAAGUGAAACCAGUUUAUGGUGUUUCAAGAGAAUGGUGUUGUUUUAAGUUCCAUGAACCAACAGUGGAAGAUAUAGCUCAGCACGUGGAACAAAACUUCCCUAGAUUUAUCAAACCAAUAACAAAGAUAUUCACUCAUUUGCCAUGCAACACAAAUGUGCUCAGUGUCUUUGACUGGCUUACACGUGGCUGUCGUCGACUGAAGAUGCGGUGGUUCCCUCCAGCAGUAUAUGAUACUGGUCACGGAUUUAAACUUGUUCGAUAAAUUUUAGUGCCAAUGCUAACUAGUCACUGACUGACAUUUGAAAUGCCAGCCAUCAGCCUGGGGUAAUGCUGAGGGUGGGAGAGGACUGACAUUUCAGGCUAUGCGUAUGCUAAUAAGCCGUAAAAUAGUUUUUGUUACCCUUUGGCCUCCUAGAAAUGGUGCUUUUUGAAAAUCAGCAAGAGCUACAUGUACACUUAAGGCCAUUUUUGUUCUUUUCUGGUCAAAUUCUCAAUUCUCCUUACAGAUUGUUAUACAUUUAUGUUCAUGCUAGUUAUGAGAAUUUCUUGGUGCAUCAGUUACAUAAAACAUUCCAAACUUGAUUAUCUUUUUUACUCCUACCACCUGUUAACUUAAAGGUGUUUGUAUUGUUGGGAGAAAUUGGACGACAUUGAUCAUCAGGGUAUGACAGAAAUUGUGACAAUCCCAGGGUUUGUUAAGUCAUGACCAAAACUAAAACACAGUUUAUUUAAUUUAACAAAGGAAAAAUAAGUACAACUUGUUAGGAA
This is a messenger RNA of Orbicella faveolata, 3158 nucleotides long. Its product is annotated as transmembrane protein 168-like. The record is from RefSeq and is a predicted model, not a curated record. NCBI's taxonomy places the organism in Eukaryota, Metazoa, Cnidaria, Anthozoa, Scleractinia, Merulinidae.